Messenger RNA from Hibiscus syriacus, 734 nucleotides. RefSeq lists its product as uncharacterized. The record is from RefSeq and is a predicted model, not a curated record. NCBI's taxonomy places the organism in Eukaryota, Viridiplantae, Streptophyta, Magnoliopsida, Malvales, Malvaceae. Bases 203 to 679 code for a protein of 158 amino acids. The transcript has 3 exons.
UCAACAAAUUUGUUGUUUUUUUUAUUUCCCUUUUGUCGUAAGAGAAAAAAAAAAAGCCAAACCAUACAGCUGACAUUGUAGGAGACAGAGAUUCAUUUAUCGACGGGACGGAAAAGGAAAGGACCAGAUGCCAUGGACAACAACAUAAUGAACAUGGAGGAGGCUUCCGCCGUAGCGCCAUCCCACCAGCAAGGACAGAACGAUGUCGGUAAGGACCUGCUCGUGUUGGCUCGUAACCUUGUCGAUCAAGGCAAUCCUUCUCAGGCUCUUCAAGCGGCUUCUGAAGACUGCAUUGAUGGUACAAGUAUUGGUGGUGGUGAUGGCCAUGAGAACUAGAGGUGGUGAUGAAGCAGUAUUUCAGUCAUUGUACCGUGCUCGUGAAGUGUACAGAACUAGAAUGCAAGAAAACACCACAGUCGAUCAGCUGGCUUCUCUGUUUGCUGAGUGUGUCAUAGCUGAAGCCCAGCCGAUAAAAGCCGAAUCAUUACCAUGCACCACCAUCGUUCCAUCAGUCGCAUCAGAUGCUCAGGGAACUUCCAUUCUUGCCGAAACAGGCAGAAUGCAAAUUGUAUUGGAUGCAUUCGCCGAUGGAAGCAGCUUUAUCUGUUUACAGUGUGGCGGUCUUGUUAGUAAGCAUCGCAAAGAUGAGCAUUAUGCAUAUUGGUGCGGCCAUAUGUAAAUUUGCUCACUUUAUAGAUUUAUUCUAGCAAAACUGUCAAAAUAAUAUUUUUUAU